GGGAGUUGUAGUUUCCGGCUCCCUCCUCCUGCCUACAAGCUCCACAGGAGUGGCCGCAGGACGGUUGCCUGGUAUUAUUAGCAAGCGGGAAGUAUGGCGGUGGCGCGCGUCGAUGCGGCUUUGCCUUCGGGAGAAGGUUCAGUAGUCAAUUGGUCAGGGCAAGGACUACAGAAAUUAGGUCUAAAGUUGCCCUGUGAAGCUGAUAUCCAUACUUUGAUUCUGGAUAAAAACCAGAUUAUUAAACUGGAAAAUCUUGAGAAAUGCAGACGAUUAAUACAGUUGUCAGUGGCUAAUAAUCGGCUGGUGAGAAUGAUGGGCGUGGCCAAACUGACCCAACUCCGGGUAUUAAAUUUGCCUCAUAAUAGCAUUGGCUACGUGGAAGGACUAAAGGAACUCGUACAUUUGGAGUGGCUAAAUUUGGCAGGAAAUAAUCUCAAGGCCAUGGAACAAAUCAAUACCUGUACAGCUCUGCAGCACCUCGAUUUAUCAGACAACAACAUACCCCAGAUAGGUGAUCUAUCUAAAUUGGUAUCCCUGAAGACCCUGCUUUUACAUGGAAACAUCAUCACCUCUCUUAGAAUGGCACCUGCUUAUCUACCCAGAAACCUUGCUAUACUUUCCUUGGCAGAAAAUGAAAUCCGAGACCUAAACGAGAUCUCUUUUUUGGCAUCCUUAACUGAAUUGGAGCAGUUGUCGAUCAUGAACAAUCCUUGUGUGAUGGCAACGCCUUCCAUUCCAGGGUUUGACUAUCGGCCGUACAUCGUCAGCUGGUGCUUAAACCUCAGAGUCCUGGAUGGAUACGUGAUUUCCCAGAAGGAAAGUUUGAAAGCUGAAUGGCUAUAUAGUCAAGGCAAGGGGAGAGCUUAUCGACCCGGCCAGCACAUCCAGCUUGUCCAGUAUUUGGCCACAAUGUGCCCCCUCACUUCUACCCUGGGCCUUCAAACUGCAGAGGAUGCCAAACUAGAGAAGAUUUUGAGCAAGCAGAGGUUUCACCAGAGACAGUUGAUGAAUCAAAGCCAAAAUGAAGAAUUGUCUCCUCUGGCUGCUGUUGAAACAAGGUCGUCCCUUGUUCCUGAGCAUUCAAGUCCUGUUCAAGAUUACCAAAUAGUCCAGGAAAGUGAACCCAUCACCCAAGUCAAUUCUUGGGUUGGAAUAAGCAAUAAAGAUGAUCAAUUAUGUGCUGUUAAGAAUAACUUUGCAGCCUCUGUACACACUACAAGAUAUUCUCGAAAUGAUCUGCACCUAGAAGACAUACAGACAGAUGAGGACAAGUUAAACUGUAGCCUUCUCUCUUCAGAGUCUACUUUUAUGCCAGUUGCAUCAGGAUUAUCUCCAGUAUCACCUACAGUUGAGCUGAGGCUCCAGGGUAUUAACUUGGACCUAGAAUAUGAUGGUGUUGCAGAUGAAUCUGUGAAAGGGCUGGAAAACCAGGACUUGGAUAAGGAGGAGAAAGCUUCCUGGGCUGCAAAUGAGAAUUCUGUUAAAAUAAUGCAAAGCGAAAUCAGUGCAGAGAUAAAUGAGAAAGCUGGGCUGUUGCCUUGUCCUGAGCCAAUGAUAACCAGUGCUGUCUUGAAGAACGAUAACCAUAGUCUUACAUCUUUUCCUGAGUCAGUCGGACACAGUGUCUUCCAUACUCACCCACAUGGUGGAGAAACCAUGUCUCAAACAGCUUUAGAGAAACAGCCCUAUAGGAUUUCAACCCAAAGAUCUGUUGCUCUGGGGCAAGAUAAAGUUGCCCUUCAGAAAUUGAAUGAAGCAGCCACCAAGCUUCAGGCCUGUUGGCGGGGCUAUUAUGCCAGAAACUACAACCCUCAAGCCAAAGAUGUGCGGUACGAAAUUCGGCUACGCAGAAUGCAGGAACACAUUGUCUGCUUAACUGAUGAAAUAAGGAGAUUGAGAAAAGAAAGAGACGAGGAACGUAUUAAAAAAUUUGUGCAAGAAGAGGCUGUCAGAUUCCUUUGGAACCAGGUAAGGUCUCUACAAGCUUGGCAACAGACCAUGGACCAGCGCCUGGGCUCCUGGCAUGCUGGUGUUCUUAAAUCAAGCACUCUGGUGCCACCGGAGCCUCCGUUGUUCACUCAAAGUCGGGAGCCCUCUUCUGAUCGAAAUUCAGACUGGCUCAUCGCUCCCGAUGGGGUUCCUCAAGAGAAGUCCUUGCCAGAAUUUCCAGACUCUGGUUUUCAUUCCUCCCUUACAGAACAGAUUCAUUGUUUACAGGAUUCUCUGGAAUGUGAAAAAAGUUCCGCAGAAGGCAGUGAAAGUUCUAUAGUGGGGAAUUCCAUUGACACAGUCAGAUAUGGCAGAGAGUCAGAUUUAGGGGAUGUUAGUGAAGAAAAUGGUGAACGGAGUAAGGAAAGCUCAAACAAUGAGCAGGAUAAUAGUCUGCUUGAACAGUAUUUAACUUCAGUUCAACAGCUGGAAGAUGCUGCUGAGAGGACAAAUUUUGAUGAAGGAAUAGGAGAUAGUAAGCUUCACGUAGCUUGUUCCCUGGAAAAAUCAGAUGUCUUGUCUGACAGUGCUUCUGUAGAUGAGACUCAUGGCCUGUCUCCUCUGCAAGCUGAAGUCAGCCAGACACCAGAGAAUCACAAGUUAAAUGCCGAAGUUCCAGGACAGCAGUCAGGGUGUGAGUCUGCAUUUCAGGUAUUGCACGUUGGUGUCACUGUGUAGGGUGUCUGGUUGCUUGGGAAGCAGAAAUCCACUUAAAAAUGUUUUCAGUUGUCUGCUUCAUUUUUGUUUUUUUUUUUGGAGGGGAGUACUCCCCCCAUUUUUGUCACUGUUUAUAUAGGGCCUGUGUUCUUGUCUCAUAUUUUCCAGAUUCUACAUAAUGAGCUGAGUCUUCAUUUUGAUUUUGCUAGCCUUUUACUUAACUGUAACAUACCAAACGAUAAUUACAUUGAGAGCGGUGUGCACUUCAUUUCAUAACAACUGAAUUGCAUCAAUGAUGUUCUGAUUUCUUCUAUGUACUCAGAUUAUUCCCUUUCAAAAAUUAUUAAACUAUAAUAUCUUAAAGAAAAUAGGAAAUUUUAUCUUCAAGAUAUAAAUAAGAGAGUUUUGAUUCUUCUGUAUAGGAGGAAAUCAAUUAUGUAUUAAGGAAUGUAAUUGUUAAGACAAAUACAAUGACAAAUAUGAGAAUGGUGAAUUAUUUUAAGUGUCCAGUCUUGUUGGAGUAAGAACAUGUUUUUUAAGCCUUUUUCCUCCCUUUAGAGUAAGGAAAUCCUUUUGAGCAAAUUUAGGAAGAAAAGGUAAGGUUAUAAAAUUUCUCAGUGGAGAUUAUUAAUUUCUUUCCUGGAAGGCUUUAGUUAAUGUCAUGUAUCAGUUUUAACAUAUGAAGUAAAGUGUUCCACCCAUGUUAAAAUCAGGUUUACUUAGACCACAUAAGAACGUUUCUCUUAGCUGUGAGGAAAGCAAAUGCUAGGCUCCAUCUACUUGGACUAUUGUCAUGGCGAACAUUAUUUUUUCAUGUAGUGCUUUUUUUUUUACCCUACAGAUAAGCAAUAUAUGUGCCAAUAUAUUUCCAGAAAUUAAUGCAUGUUCAUGUUCUCUGUUCCUGCUUAUGUUUGCUCAUGUAUUUCAGCAGAAGGUUUGUGGCCGUUUAUUUCGCUUUUGACCUCUGCCUCCGUAGGGAAGAGCAUUCAAAGUAACACUAGUGAUAGAACAUGAAUGCCUUUAAAAAAAAAAACAAAAAACUAUUUUAUAUCUAAAGUGCUGAAAAAGUGCCACAAUUGGAAUACAGUUUAGUGGUGGUUAAGAAAAAAAUAAACCUCACUUAUUUAUUUACUUGUUGACGAGAGUAUAUAUCUGUAACGUUGGGAAGAAAUUAUAAGAUUGUGCUUGAAUGUAAUAGGUGCAUUUGGAAAUGAAGGGUAAUUUUUGGAAACUUGGUAUUUUAAUCUUUGAGAAACUUCUGAUACCAUUGAACAACAUAUGUCUGAUUUUCCCCAAUCCACGAACAUACAAUUAUUUACAAUUAUGGCAAUACUUCAGUGUUCUCUAAAUUUGGGUGCUAAAUAUCUACUCAUUAUUCUGUUACUGUCACUAGGUCCCCUUCCUUGAAGUUAUAUAAAAUGAAAACUUCUGAUCCUUCAAGAAUAAAAUCAGGGAUCACAUGUUAUACUUUGUUGAUAGUUAGAAAUGUUUCUCCAAGUCUGUUAAAAUAUCUUUUUCUGGAUUUAUAAAUAUGUAGCACUCAGGUUGAGAAGACUUGGAUUUCAUUCUCAGAAAUCCAGACUCUGUUGCAGAGGAAAUGUUUUCUGUUAUCUUAUAACCCAAACAGCAGUCUUAUCUUCAAACUGUUUUCCCUGGUAAAGCAUGUGUAACAGUGAAUGCACGUUAAAUAAAAAUUGAAUUUUUUACUUUUUGAAUAAUCUAGUUAUCUUUUAUGAAUGAUUUGGAAUUUCUUCUUAGAAAUGCCCUAUUUUUCUAUUUUACAGUUAAGUGCCUCAUUUGCUGCCCAUACUUAGACAAAGAAAAACCAACUUGCACUGCACUAGUACCAAAGUGCUACUUCAUGGUACAUUAACUUUUCAUAAAAGCUGCGGAAAUGUCCCGGUUCAGUAUUACCUGCGUAGGUGUGUGCUAACGUCCUCUCCUGUCUUUUUUUUUCCAAGAAAUGGUGAAACACAACUAAAUUUGUUGGAACAUUAGAAUUUAUCAGCAGGAUUUCCUUUUAGCCCAUUAAUAGUAUUCGGAAUACUUUUAUAAAAAAUUGACAGAAUUAUUAAUUUUAUGCUCAUCUGUUUUUUUGUUACUUUUUAAGUACAAGAAUAUUAAGCAGCCCAUGCCCCUUAACUGUACAGAUUAUCUUGAAUGCAGAUAGAAUAAAAAUAAUGUAAAUUAGAAUGUAGGAAUUCUGUGGCAUAGAUUUAAUACAUUUUGAUGGGUUUUAUAGUAUAGUUUAAAAGUGAUUUAUAUACCUCAGCUCUGGUAACUAUGGGCUGUUUAUUGGUCUGGCUUAAGAGGGAAUGGGUGUGGUCAUUUUGGGAGGUUGAGCUUUGAACACAGUUGUAUUUUUUUCUAACAUGAGAGGUUUCGUUCAGCUGUGCUAUUUUAGUUCACAUCAAUUCUCUUCAUUUAUGAAAAAUUCAAUGUAUCAACAGGAAUUUCUGUAGAAGCACAGAAUCAUACCAUGUAAGAGCUGGAAGGAACCUUAGAGAUUAUAAUUCUAAUCUUUUUAAAGAUAAAACUAAGGAACAGAGAAGUUAAGUGAUUUGUCUAAGGUUACAGCUCGGUAGUAGUAAAAAGUAAACCGUAAAAACUUAAAUGGUAUUGUAUUUGAAAAUUUUAUUAUACCCUUUUCAUUAAUCUCUCUAUUUAGUGAUUCAGUAGAGGAUUCUGUACAUUUUUCAUUCUCUUGGAAAGAGAAAAAAAAGUUCUAAGAGAACUAGAACCCUACCAUAGAGUUGCUUGUAGAAGAUAACUCAUUCCUUGGGAUCCCUGAGUGAGUUUUCUCUAAGAAAUGUGAUUUGAUUAAAAUGUGUUCUUUUUUUUUUUUUUUUAAAGAACAAUAUAGUAGAAAUUAAAUUUUUGGAAACAAAUAACUGCAUCUAAGAGUUCAUUUAUUUGAUGACAGGAGUAUGACAGGUUACCAAUAAGUAUAAAAUUCUCUAGUGAAAUGUUGAGUUUAAUUGUUUCAUCCACAGUUUUACAGAAGAACAGAUGCUGAAGUUUUAACUCCCCGGGGUGCUGAAAGCUUUAAUCAUGACCGCUGACACGUACACAGUUUAGUCUGGCUUUAUAAGUGUAGUUAUAAAAGGCCACAUAAUGUGCAUGUUUUAGGAAAAUGGUCAUUUAUCUGCACAAUUGAUUGUAUAUAUGCAAAUAACUUUAUUCUUGAGUAAUGUGGGUGCCAUUCUUGUGUGUGGGUUUUCUUAUUUGUUUUGGAUUGUAUUAAAUACAUAAACACUAUGAUAGUGUAUUUUCCUGUUAUCUACUUAAGACAAGUGUAGUUCCACUUUUUAUAAAUAUUUCAGGAAGAAUACAGGCAUAACAUACUAUACUAUUUCCCUUGGUACUUUUCUUUUGUUGUUGCACAAAUUCUUAGAAUUGGGUUUAUAACAAUAAUAUAUAAAACCCCGUUUUCAGAAGAAUUAAUACACAGUAAAAAGGGAAAAUAUAGGAUGAGUCUGAUCGGUUUUCCAUUCAUAAUGAAAAGGAUAAGGUACUGUAUAUUUUUAUUUUGGCAUGUACUUUAUUAAAUAAUAUUUAUUAUAUUGUAAUGUUUUAACUUACAUGACCCCCUCAUUCCUGAAGUGAAGCAGAAAGGGUCUGUAAAGAACUUUCUAAACAUUUUAAAUGAGAUUGCUUUCACUGAUCAAACCCAUUGUGCCGUAUUAAAAUGAAAAGUCAAGUAAAGCAGUCUGCACAGCCUUGGGGAGAAAAUAAUUAUCUUUUAAAAAUGAGGUGCUUUUUAUUUGUAUAUGAAUAAGAAAAUACUAAAUUUUAAUUACUGGAUUUAGCAGAUAGCAGGAAUCACUGUAGUGGCUUUGUUAAUUUUAAUUUCUUUGAGUGUUUUGUAAUAAUUUUAAUAUUGACAAUAAGAGUUUAAAAAUAAUUUGAUUGUGGACUGCUUUUAGAUUUUAGAUGAUACAAAGUGGUUUGGUCUGUUUUAUGAAGGCUUAAUAUUUUGUAUUAUACUUAUUUAAUUUGUAUUUGUGUCUCUAAUUUUAAAUAAAAGGUUUGUACAUUUGAGUAAAUUAUCUGUAUUAUAGUGACUGCUGGUGAUGGUUCUUAUUCACUGUGUUUGUAAUUCAUGGAUGAAUAAAAUUCAGAACAAGUUGCAACUAGAACUCUGCUAAGUAAGGUCCUGAGUAUUAGUGUAAUAUAAUUGAAGUCACAAACAAACAGUCCUACCCUUAUGAAAAUGAACAUGAAGUGAAAGGAAUGCUAAUUUAGUUUUAUUCAGUAUACCCAAACCCAUUGCCAUCGAGUCAAUUCUGACUCAUAGCAACCCUAUAAGGCAGAGUAGAACUGCCCCAUCGGGUUUCCAAGGAGCGCCUGGUGGAUUCAAACUGCCGACCUUUUGGUUAGCAGCCAAAGCACUUAACUACUGUGCCACCAGGGUUUCCUUAUUCAGUAUAGAUUCAUUAUUUCCUGGAUCCUCAGUGGAAUUUGCUGGUAGAGAAGAGCAGAUAUCAUUCCUCAAAGAGCAUAGAUAACAUUGUUAGAUGCUGUGAAGACAGUGAGUAACAAGAGUAGACACUUCCUUGUUGAACACAUUAGGACCUGUAGUUGGUUGGUUCAUCAAAAGAUUGGUUAGAGCAGGGAAUCAUGAAAAACUUAAAGAAAAUCUUUCUUGAGCUAUAAUUGACCUACAAUAAACUGCACAUAUUUAAAGAAGACUGGUUGAAAAAUUUUGAUGCAUAUGUGCCCAUGAAAUUAUUACAAAAAUCAAGAUACUGAACAUCCAGCACCCCCAAACAUUUUCUCAUCCCCUCUGUAUUCCCCCCUCCCAUAGGCAGUCCCUGGAUUACACACAAGUUCCAUUCCUAAAUCCGUCUUUAAGAUGAAUUUGUACAUAAGUUGGAACAGUUACGUAGGGUUCAUAUCUAAUGUCAGUCAAUUGUUUGUCUUAGUAUAUAGUAUAUAGUGUACCUUUCUAUGCAUGAGAAACAUUAAGUGCUUCCAGAUACACUAAAACAUCUUUAACAUAAUGAUACAGUAAUAAUGUUUUCAUACAUGUUGUAAAAUAGUGCCCAUUGUUAAAAGCCAUCGUAUGUAUCUUGAAUUUUUAAUAGGCUUUAUGAGGGCUGGUUUGUAACUAUGUUGUACAUAUGUCGGAUGUUCAUAACCCCGGGGGCUGCCUGUAUUUCCUCUGGUUUCUUUUACUCAAUAUAAUUAUUUUGAGAUUCACCCAGUAGUUCAUUCCUUUUUAUUGCUGAGUGGUAUUCCAUUGUAUGUAUUUGCUACAAUUUGUUUUAGCUGUUCAUCUGUUGAUGACUCUCACAAAUGAAGAGUCCAGUUGUUCCCAGUUGUUGGCUCUUACAAAUUAAGCUUCUUUGCGCAUUUACGUACAAGCCUUCCCAUGGCCGUGUCCUUUCAUUUCUCUUGGGUGAAUACCUAGGAGUGGAGUGGCUGGGUUGUACGGUAGGGGUAUGUUUAACUUUUUAAGAAACUGCCAAACCAAAUUUUGUUUUCCAAAGUGAUUUCUAUCAUUUUGCAUUCCCACUAGCAGGAUAGAAUAGUUCCACUUUUUCUACAUCCUCACCAGCACUUGGUGUGGUCAGUCUUUUUAAUUUUAGCCAUUCUAGUAGAUGUAUAGCAGUAUCUCCUUGUGGCACCCUGGUGGCACAAUGGUUAAGAGCUUGGCUGCUAACUGGAAAGGUCAGCAGUUUGAACCCAGCUGUGGCUCCUGGGAGAAAAGACUUGGUGAUCUGCUCCCGUAAAGAUCACAGUCUAGGAAUCCUUAUGAAGCAGUUCUACUCCAUCAUAUAGAGUUUCUGUGAGUCGGAAUCAACUUGACAGCACACAACGAUGACUAAUGAUGUUGAAUAUCUAUUUAUUUAUUUGUCUUCUAUACAUCUUUGGCUAAGUGUCCCAAAGUUUGGUGAAGUAUUCCAAAAAUUUGCCCAUUUUAAAAACUGGGUUGUCUUAAUUUUGAGUUGUAAGAGUUCUCUGUAUAAUCUAGGUACAAAUCCUUCAUCAGAUAUCUGUUUUGCAAAUAUUUUGUCCCAGGCUGUGGGUUGCCUUUUUAUGUUUUUUGAAGGGUAAAAGUUUUAAAUUUUGAUGAAAUCCAACAUAUUGAUUUUUUUCUCUAUAGUUCAUGCUUUUUGUGAUGUAUUUAAGAAAUUUUUUGCCAUACCCGAGAUCACUAAGAUAUUCAGUAUUCUCAAAUGUUGUGGUUUUAGCUGUUAACAUUUAAGCUAAUGAGCCCAUUUCUAAGUUAAUUUUUUAAUACGGUGUGAUAAAGUUUGAGACUUACUAUUUUUUGCAUCUGGUUAUCUGGUUAUCUGGCACCAUUUGUUGAAAAGAUUGUCCUUUCCCUAUUUAACUGCUGUGGCACCUUUGUCAAAAACCAAUUGGCCAUAUAUGUGUGAGUCUAUUUUUGGAUUCUAUUCUGUACAAUUGAUUUAUUUGUUUAUAUGUCAGUACUACACUAUCUUGAUUAAUAUAGCAUUAUAAUAAGUCUUGAAAUCAGGUAGUGUAAGUCCUCCAACUUGGUUCUUUUUCCGUGUUGUUUUGAGUAUACACACUCUGGAGUUCUGUGGCUUUCGUGUGUAAAUUCUACAUAGAAUGGACCAUUUCUAGUUUGGGUUUCUUUAAAAUGCAGGGAGAAUUUAAAAGAAUUUGUCAAGUCGCCUGAAUGCAGAAUAUAUCUAGGUUUUUUGUUUUAAUUUCUCCCUCUCGUCUUUUUUCUUGCCCUUACCUAAAUCAAUAGCAUUUUUUUUUAACUCUUUAAAACAAUUUAUCUUUGAGUCUUUCCAAAGCACUCAAUUUUGUUUUCCAAGACAAUUUUCUGUUUUUCCACUUGAUUUCAAAGGUUCAUGUACUGUGUAAUCAGACUAUAUAAUUAAAAUAAACUGUAACCAGCAUGGCCUGGUUUGGAAACACACACCCACUGGUGGGAGUAGAAGAGCACACUGUGAACAGGAAGUCGAAAAAGCAAGUCAGCAGAAUAGCAAAGCUUUGCUUGUACUUUCUCAUUUGUCUUUGAAGGAAAAUAAAACCUCACACUCCAGAUAAGAUUAUUUUAAAUUAUACAAUCUAACAUGCAGAGUUGAGAGUCUAUAUCUUUUUAAAGUGUAUCUAAAUUGAUGCCGAUUCCCAGUUUGGUGACCAGGUGGGUGUUACUGGUGGUUAGCAAGGGUCAGGAUGCCCAAAAGUUCUGCUAAUCAAACUCUGGGGAGUACAUUUUGUAUGAUUCCAUUUACAUGACAUUCUGGAAAAGGAGACAUUAUACUGGCAGAAAAUAGUGGUUGUCAGGGGUUGAGGUAGGGAUUGAUUUUAACAGGGCUGCAUGUGGGAAUUUUUAGGGUAAUGAAACUGUUCUAUGUGGUUGUGGAUAUGUGAUUCCAUGUAUUUGUCAAAAUCCAUAAGAUGGCAUACCACAAAGACUGAGCUUUAGUGUCUGUAAAUUUUACCCCCCAGAAUAUCAACUAGGACGUCAGGGGUCUCAGGAUGGAAUGCAGACAGAUGAAUCUAACUGUAUUACCACAUAUGAUAGAACCUUACUAAAGGCAGUGAGGAAAGGGGCAGGGGGACCUGAGUAACUUCGGAAAACCAUGUUUUGAUUGAAUAGUGUAAGGGUAAAGACACAUAUAUACACACUGUACUCCAGUGGUAAAUUUGUUUCUUACAGGGGUAUAGGGUAGCAAUUCUGAAACUAUUUUACAUGUAUACUAAACCAAAAAAAAAAAAAAAGGGCAACCCAAGUCACUGUUGUCAAGUUGAUUCUGACUCACAGCGACUGCUCAGUAUACUAAACCAAAAAAACCCAAAUCUGUUGUGGUCGAGUUAAUUCUGACUCAUAGUGACCCUAUAGGACAGAGUAGAACUGCCCCAUAUGGUUUCCAAGGGGCGCCUGGUGGAUUCAAACUGCUGACCUUUUGGUUAGCAGAUGUAGCUUGUAACUACACCACCACAAGGGUUUUUUCUAUGUAUACUGGGGUUGAACAAAUAAGUUAGUAUAUUUUAGAUAAUAGGCAGGUAUCUCACUAUUGGAGAAAAAGUUACAAAUAAGCAAAGGGAGAAUGCUAAUACGAGCCCUGUGGUGCUGGAUUACAGUUGAAGGUAACAGUAUGAACUCAUAUUUAUUUUAAGAUAGAUAAAAAAGUACAAGAUUAUUACAGAACUAUAGAUACAUGUGCAUACAUGAGUUAGUAUUCACACGUAUUUAUUUCUUAGUUUUGUCAAGAAGGCCUAGAAAGAGACACUGUCGUAGCAAAAAGCAUACCUAGCACCCUGAUUUCGGUCUGUAAAUACCGCUCUUGAAUAAAAGGAAUCAGAGAUGCGGCAGGGAAAAUACAAGGUAAGCUUAGAGCAUCUUACAGUGACAGAAGUGAUUAAAAAAAAAAAAAGAUGGGGCA
Molecule: messenger RNA, 11021 nt
Organism: Loxodonta africana (African savanna elephant)
Lineage: Eukaryota; Metazoa; Chordata; Mammalia; Proboscidea; Elephantidae
Gene: CEP97
Product: centrosomal protein 97
Exons: 11
Coding region: 94-2667 (857 amino acids)
Molecular function (GO): protein binding
Source: RefSeq, a predicted model, not a curated record